This is a messenger RNA of Dichotomopilus funicola, 153 nucleotides long. RefSeq lists its product as uncharacterized. NCBI's taxonomy places the organism in Eukaryota, Fungi, Ascomycota, Sordariomycetes, Sordariales, Chaetomiaceae. The coding region runs from base 1 to 153 and encodes 50 amino acids. The record is from RefSeq and is a predicted model, not a curated record. Gene Ontology annotation, cellular component: mitochondrial inner membrane. The transcript is spliced from 3 exons.
AUGCGCCCAGAAAUGAAUGGCCGGCCGCCGGUGCCUCGGAUCUACCGCUUCUUUGGGACUGGUCUGGGAGCAGUGAUGUGGUUCUGGAUUUUCUACCGGGCGAAGCAGGAUGGGCCGGUUCUCCUCGGCUGGAAGCAUCCUUGGGACCACUAG